CGACAACUCGCCCUCCCGUCUUUCCCUCUCUCUCCUCCCACCACACCCGGUCGUCGUUGUCGCGGCGUGAGCGAGCGAGAGGGGAAAACCCAAAACCCUAGCACCCCCGCCCCGUCGCCGACGGCCGCCGGAGUAGAGAGAUGGCGGUGGACGAGGUGAACUCGGUCUACGUCGGCGGCCUUCCCUACGAGGCCAACGAGGAGAUGCUUCGCGACGCCUUCGGGUACUACGGCACCAUCGUCUCCGUCAAGGUGAUUAAUGAUCAUGCUGUCAAAGGCAAGUGUUAUGGUUUUGUUACUUUCACUCACCCCAGAGCUGCUGAGCAAGCAAUUGCGGGCAUGGACGGCAAGAAAUUAGGCAACCGUAUUGUUCGAGUAAAUGAAGUGCGUACAAGAGGCCCCCGCGAUUUUGGCCGAGAUGGUUUCAGACGAGAUCCAAGAAGGUAUGGUAGAGAUCCAUACUGGGACAGAAGGGACAGGGAACGGAGCUAUGAUCGUGAAAGAGAUCCCUACCAUGACAGGGAUAGUGAUAGAUCCCGUGAGCAUGAUAGAGAAAGAGAUUAUGAACAUGGUGGAUUUAAUAGAGAAAUUGACUAUCCCAUGGACCGAGAUCGUGAAGGAGAUGAGAGACGUCCUAGAGAACAUGAUCGUACAGCAGAAAUGCAUAAUGUGGAUUCAGAUAAUGACAAAGAUAAGGAACAUGUAUCAAGAAAAAGCCGCCCAAAAGGUCGUGAUAGCAGAGAUUUAUCAAGUUCCAGUGAUGGUCUUCAAAAUGAUGGAAAACAUCAGUUGGAUAAAACUAUUCAGAUGCGCGAGGACCUUGAAAAUGAGGUUAACCAGAUUAAGGAUAAAAUAUCUGGGAAAGAACAGCACAUUGCAGAUUUGCAGAAGAAAGCUCAGAAACUAGAGGAUGAACUGGUUGCCGCACGGAAAGUAUCUUCAGAACGACAGUUGGCGGUUACAGACCUGUACAAACAUUUCCUCCAACUUCAGGACUACAAUGAUAGGGUCAAAACAGCUGAACAGAGGCUGCAGUCUCUCGUUGAUGCUGCCUUGGUCGAGCUCGACAUGGCCGAAGAUGCUACUACCAGAGAUGGCUCGAUGUACGAGAACGGCGUGCUUUGAACACCCAACUGCCAUGGGUUUGUGUGGUUGCUGAUUUGUUAGAUUUGUAGUUUGCGUCUGCCAUGUAAUAGAACUGCAUUGUAACUAGAAACAGGAAAAAUGUUGUGUAAGGGUCGGAGAAUCUGCUGUCGUGGUCCCUGAGCCCGGAUUUCUCUUUCGAAGUUGGAUUCAUUAACCGGCCUGAUUAUUCCUGAUACCGUAUGUUUUGAGCGUGAUACUUGAUAUGUCAAGC
Messenger RNA from Zea mays, 1356 nucleotides. RefSeq lists its product as uncharacterized. Lineage: Eukaryota; Viridiplantae; Streptophyta; Magnoliopsida; Poales; Poaceae. Bases 141 to 1124 code for a protein of 327 amino acids. The transcript is spliced from 9 exons. Gene Ontology annotation, cellular component: nucleus; mitochondrion. Gene Ontology annotation, molecular function: RNA binding. The record is from RefSeq and is marked validated.